This is a messenger RNA of Paramacrobiotus metropolitanus, 1999 nucleotides long. RefSeq names its product BTB/POZ domain-containing protein 6-B-like. The record is from RefSeq and is a predicted model, not a curated record. Gene Ontology annotation, cellular component: cytosol. The coding region runs from base 651 to 1814 and encodes 387 amino acids. Gene Ontology annotation, molecular function: protein binding. Gene Ontology annotation, biological process: neurogenesis. The transcript has 7 exons. Lineage: Eukaryota; Metazoa; Tardigrada; Eutardigrada; Parachela; Macrobiotidae.
UAACCCUCCCAUUCACUCAGGGCUUCGUCCUGUUAGGGAGUUUAACCGACAAAACCAUCCAGACGGAUAAACCAUCCGUCCCGAAUUUGCAGUCCGGCAAAACCGUCCGUCGUUCCAAAAAAGGACUAUCUAGCAAAAAUUUUCCCCGUCCAGUUUUGUUACACUUUCUGUUAUCGUGGACUGUAGGCAUCCCGAUUUCUGCCUGGACGGUUAUGCGGGACUGGAAAUUCGGGGCGGAUGGUUCAUCCGUCUGGAUGGUUUUGCCGGUUACAGUUUGUCCAACAUACAGUACGACAUUAGAUCCGCAGUCCGUUAGUGAAAGUCGCGCUAGCGAAUUUCUGACUCCAGAAUCCACUCAAUCCAAACUGGCCUGAAUUUUUCCUGAUCAGAUUUUAGGUGUUCUUAGCUGUUAAUGUGUUUUGUUAGUCUUGAGAGUUAUAAAACUGAUAUUAUCGUAACGCGGUGGUAGUGAUUCGUGAAUGCCAUUUUCCGUUUGAUAACCUGGGAGUCUAGGAUCUUUAUUCUGGUGUUUUAAACCUUUCCCUUGCUGAGCCGUUGUAUUGUUUAUGAAACACUCGACCAUGUCCAUGAAUCCGACCUCAUAAACGGCACCUGAUGGGCCCGACUCUGGCGGGAAGAUAGCGGACUGUAUGGAGAAAAUGUUAGCCAGCGGAGACCUGAGUGAUGUGAACUUCACAGUGGGGCGCCAGUUCGGCCAGACCAAGAACUUCGCCGCGCACAAAUUUGUGCUCGCUACUCGCAGUUCCGUCUUCCGUACGAUGUUUUACGGGAGUCUUCCAGAGCAGUGUCAAGCAGCUCUCGACAUCCCCGAUAUCUGUCCUGAAGGGUUUGCCAAUCUGCUCAGUUUCAUGUACGCUGAUACAGUUAAAGAUCUUACUCGGGAUAACGCCUUCGCGACGAUUUGUUGCGCAGAUAAGUACGAUUUACCACAGCUGGUUAAAUGCUGCACUGACUUGGUACUCAGCCAACUUAAUCCAGAGAACUGCCUGGCCACUUUGGAAGAGGCCGUGCAGUGGCAUACCGACGGAAUAGCGCAGAAGUGUCUGGAAAUGGUGGAUGCUAAGAGUUAUCGGGUCCUGCAUUCGGAGCACUUCUGCUCCCUUAGUCAACAUGUACUGCGGAUAAUUCUGCAGCGGAGCACGCUAAUGGUGGAAGAGAAUGUUGUGUUCCUGGCUGUUGAAAGUUGGGCAAUAGCGGCCUGUGCUCGUAACGACAUGGAUCCAUCCGGUGCGAAUCAACGACAGAUGCUGGGAGACGAGUUUUUCUUAGUAAGAUUCCCGCUGCUGUCUCCAUCGCAAUUUUCUGACGCUACCAAGGGUGGUCUUCUCACUGAAGCGGAAAUCUCCAGCCUCAUCAUGUACCAGAAUGCCACCGUGAAACCGUCCCUUCCAUUUCCUGUGGAACGUCGUACGGGGCCCCAACCGCUGGAUCCGUUGACGCUGCGCUACGAAGAAGACGUUUUCGUCCAUAUCGACGGGAUGAAGUGGUGGAGGCCAGCCAGGAUUAGCAAAUUUAAUGCUGAUCAGGUGUCGUUUGUGUGGUGUAACACGGGCCGUCAAGGCACGGUAACACCGGACAAGGUGGUGCGGGCGGCGGAUAUUUUGCAGCAUGGCCAGCCUUUGAGAGCGCGCACUUCCUACGUGUAUAAUUACAAGGAUGUGACGUAUGACGGUAUGGAGGGAAGUCAGCACCGGGUCAGCUGCAACGGGGAGGACGUCGUUGUCUUGUUCCAAAAUUUGAUGCUAUGGAAUCAUCAGGUCGUGUCGUGGAAGCUGAAUAAUGGGAGAAUCUAAUUUGUUCUAAAGAGCUGGAACAGUUAUUUAUUUGUUACCUGUGGUAGUUUUCGGUGUAAAUGUCUACGUAAAAGGCAUAUCUGCUUGUUUAAAUUUCUAUGUAUUCUCCGUACAUUUUCGUAGUGCAUUGGCUGAAUAUGUAUUUAAGGUUGCUGACUUGCUGUUCACUAAUUGGCACGCGUAUU